This is a messenger RNA of Parascedosporium putredinis, 2580 nucleotides long. Lineage: Eukaryota; Fungi; Ascomycota; Sordariomycetes; Microascales; Microascaceae. The record is from the annotation of a GenBank genome assembly.
AUGUCUGCGAACUACAAGAUACAGAAGCCCUAUGUUCUCGCCGAACUUCCUCGACCUCUCGGACAGGCGAAGCGAUCCUAUGUCUCCGCCUCUAGAUUGAUCACCUCUUACCCGAUCCCGCCGCAGCAGUCCUUCACAUGCUCGCCAAUCUCCUUGAGACUACGUCUACCCAAGGGACAGGGCAUCGCGCGCUACACGUACAUUGCGACCAAAGAGCCCACGGGCCAAUCGUUGACACUCUUCCGUGACAUUGUCGACGGGGCGGGAAAGACGACCUCCACCUCCAAGACACGCCACAUCAAGACGCCGUCGCCGAUCCGCUACAUUGGGGUAUCCCACGCCAUCACGAGUUUCGCCGAUUCCAGCGGAUCUCACCGCUUGGUAGGGAAUCUCUUGGUCAUCUGCACGAAUGGCGACAUCAUUUCGCUCGAUCCAGAGACGGUGGAGCAGAGAUGGAAGGAAUCGGCGAGUCGGCUAUCGCGCGACGAAACGUCGACCCCCGUCUCCGAGUAUACCGUCCAGCUCGUGUCCAUGACCUCUGCGACGGAUGUUAUCGAGGGCAUCUUCGAGGGCCGACCGGAUGCCUUUACGGCGUCGUUCCCCCAAAAGAACUCGCUGCAAGAAUCCAACCCGGACACGCUGGUGCUUGUAUCGCAUUUGAUGAGGAAUGGGGUCCAGGAACGUCAGCUAUCCGUUAUCGGGAUCCUGCCCGCGGACGAUUCGGCGGCCUCGAUGCAGCGGAUGCUGCAGCUCCAUGUCACGCCGAUCCCUAACAAGCCCGGUUCUGCUGUCGAGGGCCCCUGCGACUACAAAUUGCACCUUCAAUCUGGCUCACUACUCGAGUUGCGCGAUAGCAACCUAGUGGUGUAUAACAUCACGACGGCCAUCUCGACCGUGAAGCAUUCUAUCCACAUGCAGGGGGCGACUUCUUACCUCCGACUCUCCGGCCACUCGAUCCUGGCCGGAUCGCCAACCCACCUCACCGUCUACAAUCCCACCUUCCAUUCCCUCCAGGCCACGGUUCCCCUAGAUCUCUCCGAAAUCGCGUCUAAGCCGACGGGUGACCGGGCCACGCCCGCUUACGCACUCUCCGCAUAUUUCCGCCGCCUAGACCGAUCCUACGCCGACGGCCUGCUUAUCGACUCGAUUGGACGAGGCGCACCCAAGGAUGUUUCGACCCCGGCGGCUAGACCCAACAAGAAGUUGCGGUCCGCGGCGCUCUCUACCCUCCUUCCCGGAUCCAUAUCGGGCACGUACAUGGCUACGUGUAUCCAAGAGAUGGACAAGGCUGACGAACUUUUGGCAGAGGGGAAACUGGCCGACUUUGAGCAGCUUCUCGCGAACAAGUUCCAGGUGGCGCUCGCGACAAACGAGGAAGAGGACGAGGAAAGCACCGAGGGCAAGGGCCUUCGCGACUGGAAGUGGCUUCCUAAUCCUUUUUCGUACGCUCUCGUGGACAGGCGAUGGGUGCUCUACGCGAUCGGCCGAGUGCUCUCCCUCGACGCGACGUCGGACGAUGCCAAUAACGCGGUGAAGCUAGUGCUUGCGGGGAGCAAUGUGUUCAUUUACUUGGUGGUAGCGGGACACUUCACACUGAGCAACAUCAGGGCGGCGUUCCGAGGAACGGACCAGGGCCCCGAGGUGCGGGACGCCAUCUUGGCGGAAGGGCUAGUUCUACGACUGGCAGAGGUUGACCCCACCCUGGAGCUACUCGUCAGCUACAUCUUGGCAACGAAGCUCGGACCGGACGAGCUCCUGAUGGGUAUCCGGGAGGUGAUGAGGAGUCUGGACUACGUCAGGGACUCGCUCAAGGCGACACCCAAGCUGCUCACGCAGGAAGCCCACGACAAGGGCAAUGGGGAAGGGGACGAGAAGCUACGGAUGGAGCUGGACCAGCUGGACCAGCAGAUCGAGGCGACGCAAUACCACCUAGGCGACCAGAAUAGCACGCGGGCUAACGGCCUCACGGCGGCACUAGCCAAGCUCAGCACACACUCGGCGCCGACCGUCGUCAAGGCGCUCCGGGCAUGCCUCAAGGCGGACGAGAUCUUUUCGCUCAUCUUCGUCCUCCGGGCGGAGCUGGUGCGCGGAUCAUGGACGUCGCGCUACGUGGACGUGGGCGUGGCGGCGGGCCAGCAACAGCAGCAGCAGCAGCAGGCUCUGUCCGAGGCGCCGCCCGACGACAGCAUCUGCCUCAUCGCCAACCUCUUAUCGCGGUGCGUGGACGCGGUAGGACCCACGGGCUGGCUGCUGAGCGACUCGCUGUCGUCGUCGACCCGGGUGGACGCGGCGCUCGAGGGGCUGGAGGAAGCGGUGCAGCUCAACGGCUUGCUGGGCGAGGUGGUGCGGUACGGCGCGGCGCUGCGGGAGAACGGCCUGGCGGCGGGCGUGGUCGGGGCCAACCCCAAGCUACACCGGGCGGAGGCGAGCAUGCUCCCCGUGGGGAUGAAGGCGCGGCAGCCCGUGUCGAGGGAGAAGGUGGUGGCGGGCGGGGAGGUGGUCAAGAGGUCGCAGCGCGAGAUGGCGCACCUGAUGAACCAAAAGGUGCAGGCGUACUCGCUGGAGAGGAUCACGUUGUGA